Messenger RNA from Schistosoma spindalis, 1629 nucleotides. The record is from the annotation of a GenBank genome assembly. NCBI's taxonomy places the organism in Eukaryota, Metazoa, Platyhelminthes, Trematoda, Strigeidida, Schistosomatidae.
AUGGAGGAGGGUCCUUCAUGGAAAGCUGCUAUACUUACAUCCCUCUUUGAACGUGAUAUUAUCGAGAAGUCAUUUUUUACUGAAAUUUUUACACAGUACAACUCAAAUAAGGACCUUGUGUUAUACCUUAAGGGGGAAAACACUCGUCUUGUACGUGAACUAACAUUAUGCCAACAAGAGAAAUCCUCAAUACAGCUUGAACUUGAAAAGAUAAAGUCUGUUAAAUCUUAUGACUAUGAGCAGAAGGUGUUUCAUUUACAAGAAGAGGUUACUGAAUUGCAUCGACAGAAAGGGAACCUCGCGCAAAAUGUUAUUGAUUUAAACAGGGUUCUCCAGGAGAAAGACACCUUGCUCCAAUCAAAGUCCUUGAAGAUUUCGGAGUUAGAGGAUUGCCUUAAGGCUAACCAAGUGCAGAACCAUCACUUAAUGGAAAAGGUUAAGGGACUAGAGGAAGCUAAAGAAUUGCUUACAGAUGAACAGGCCUCACACUUAAUGACCACGAAGGCAUUAGAAACAAAAAACAGGCAACUUGAGGAUGAUAAUCUGCAACUUAUGAAACGAAUAAAAGCCCUCCAGUCCACUGUAGAAAGAUUGAAAAAUAUAGAGUAUGAUGUGCAGUAUAGAAAAACUCAAGAAACAAUCCGCAAGAAUCUUCAAGAUGCAGUUAAUUCGACUAUAUUCGUUACUGAUAGUGAUUGUUCUGACAAACCACUACCCUGUAAAUCUGCACUUCCGCGUAAUGUUGCAGUCAAAAUAGAUGCUAAUGAAAAUGAAGUAAAUAGUGUUCGAUUCACCCCAUCAGGUCACAUUUUCGGAUCAGCGGGAUUCGAUCGUAAACUCCGAUUAUGGACAUAUCUAAAUGGAAAAUGUGAAAUCCAUUCAACCCUUGUUGGUUGUAAUGCUGCUGUUACUGCCAUAGAUUUUGACCCAAAUGAAACUGCUGUUUUAGGUGCCUCAAGUGAUUUUUCGUGUCGUGUAUGGACACUUAAUGAUUCCAGACUUCGAGUCAAUUUGACAGGACAUUCUGAGCGUGUUAUCUCUGCUAAAUUUAUGGGGUCUGCUAACCGCGUUGUUACUGCUUCAUCAGACAGAACGAUCAAGAUUUGGGACGUUGACAAGUGCUGUUGUAGGCGUACCAUCAUGGCUGCCUCCACAUUCCAAGAUGUAGUUGUUUGUCCUUCCAUGUCUGCGCUUGUUACUGGCCAUUUCGAUCAGCAUUUACGCAUUUGGGAUGAAAGAUCGGGAGAAAAUACUGGCAAAAUCUUGCUCUCCGGGCGCAUUACUGGUAUGGACAUCUCAUCUGAUUUCUCAACUGUUUUAUCUUGUACACGUAACAACACUUUAGAAAUUGUGGAUUUACGUAUGAAUCAAGUUACACAAUGCUUGAAAGCUGAUGGUUUUCAAACAGGUUUAGAUAUAGUUCGACCAUGUUUCUCACCUGACUCAGAUUAUGUAGCUGCUGGCGGACAUGACGGUGGAGUUUAUAUUUGGAGCACAGUUUCAGGGAAUUUAGAAAUUUGUCUCCGUGACCACACAAAUAUUGUCGUCUGUUGUCACUGGAAUCCGAAUGGUAAUUCUUUAGUUUCAUGUGAACGUAUUAAGAAAGCAAUUGUUUGGUCUAGUUUGUAA